Procambarus clarkii (red swamp crayfish) is the source of this 633-nucleotide messenger RNA. Lineage: Eukaryota; Metazoa; Arthropoda; Malacostraca; Decapoda; Cambaridae. The record is from RefSeq and is a predicted model, not a curated record.
AUGCCUCUGGUGUUGCUGCCUCCAGCUUGGGUCGACCACUGUAUUGGUGCGUUGCCUCCAACUUGGGUCGACCACUGUAUUGGUGCGUUGCCUCCAACUUGGGUCGACCACUGUAUUGGGGCGUUGCCUCCAGCUUGGGUCGACCACUGUAUUGGUGCGUUGCCUCCAACUUGGGUCGACCACUGUAUUGGUGCGUUGCCUCCAGUUUGGGUCGACCACUGUAUUGGUGCGUUGCCUCCAGUUUGGGUCGACCACCGUAUUGGUGCGUUGCCUCCAGUUUGGGUCGACCACUGUAUUGGUGCGUUGCCUCCAGCUUGGGUCGACCACUGUAUUGGUGCGUUGCCUCCAGCUUGGGUCGACCACUAUAUUGGUGCGUUGCCUCCAGCUUGGGUCGACCACUAUAUUGGUGCGUUGCCUCCAGCUUGGGUCGACCACUAUAUUGGUGCGUUGCCUCCAGCUUGGGUCGACCACUAUAUUGGUGCGUUGUCUCCAGCUUGGGUCGACCACUAUAUUGGUGCGUUGCCUCCAGCUUGGGUCGACUUCGAUUGUGGUUCGGUGCCUCCAGCUUGGGUCGACUUCUAUAGUGUGGUUCGUUGCCUCCAGUUAAGGUCGACCUCUAUAGUGGGUCGCUAA